CAUGCCUUAAUCCAGCCACUAUACCCUGCUAUUGAGGUGGGCGCCAUUACUGAGAGUUUGUCACGUGACACAGAGACAGAAGACUCUGCUAUGGAUCAGUGUGAGGACACCAAGGACGGACCCCUGAAAACCGGCUUGUGUGGGGACCCUGAGCUCCAGAUCAAAGCUCAGAGUGUCCAUCGGAGUCCAGACCUGUCUGGACCUGAACCCAGCUGUGUGUCCCUGAAGAGUGAUGACUCAAGAGACAUAUGGACUAAUUUUAAACAGAGUGUCCAUCGGAGUCCAGACUCGUCUGGACCUGAACCCAGCUGUGUGUCCCUGAAGAGUGAUGACUCAAGAGACAUAUGGACUAAUUUUAAACAGAGUGUCCAUCGGAGUCCAGACUCGUCUGGACCUGAACCCAGCUGUGUGUCCCUGAAGAGUGAUGACUCAAGAGACAUAUGGACUCAUUUUAAACAGAGUGUCCAUCGGAGUCCAGACUCGUCUGGACCUGAACCCAGCUGUGUGUCCCUGAAGAGUGAUGACUCAAGAGACAUAUGGACUAAUUUUAAACAGAGUGUCCAUCGGAGUCCAGACUCGUCUGGACCUGAACCCAGCUGUGUGUCCCUGAAGAGUGAUGACUCAAGAGACAUAUGGACUAAUUUUAAACAGAGUGUCCAUCGGAGUCCAGACUCGUCUGGACCUGAACCCAGCUGUGUGUCCCUGAAGAGUGAUGACUCAAGAGACAUAUGGACUAAUUUUAAACAGAGGAUCCAUCAGAGUCCAGACCCGUCUGGACCUGAACCCAGCUGUGUGUCCCUGAACAGUGACUGGUCCAUGGGUCUUCCUCCUGUUUUUAAAGGACAGCAUCCCUCUGCUGGACAGACAGUGAGGCAACAGAGCUCAGAGGUUCUCAGGGUUCCAUCUGCUCAGCAUCAUCAAAGACGCCUGAACCACAUGUUUACGAACAUCGAGGAGAACAUGGGGAUGUUUAUGAAAAAAGAGCUGAAGAUGAUCCAGAAGGUUCUCCUGACAAAUGAUGCAGAAUACUUGGAGAGUCAGAGUGAGGAUGAGGAGCAGAGGAGCAUCCGACUGGUUUUCCUGGACCUCACAGUGGCCUUCAUGAGGAACAUGAAUUAUGAUGAGCUGGCUGACUGUCUGCAGAGCAGAACUCGUGCUGAAGUUUGUCGUCAUAAAUUCAAAUCUGAGGUGAAGCAGAAGUUUGAGCGUGUGUUUGAGGGGAUCUCUAAAGCAGGAAAGACGACUCUUCUGAAGGAGAUCUACACAGAGCUCUACAUCACAGAGGGCUGGACUUCAGAGGUCAACCAGGAACAUGAGGUCAGACAGAUUGAAGCAGCAUCCAGGAAAACAGACACACCACAAAGAACCAUCGCAUGUGAAGACAUCUUUAAAGCCUCAGCUGACACUCAGCCACCAAUCAGAACAGUGCUGACAAAGGGCGUGGCCGGCAUCGGGAAAACAGUCUUAACACAGAAGUGGACUCUGGACUGGGCUGAAGGACGAACCAACCAGGACUUCCACUUCAUAUUUCCAUUCACUUUCAGAGAGCUGAAUGUGCUGAAAGAGAAGAAGUUCAGCUUGGUGGAACUUGUUCAUCACUUCUUUCCUGAAACCAAAGAAGCAGGAAUCUGCAGCUUCCAGCACUUCCAGGUCUUGAUCAUCUUGGACGGUCUGGAUGAGUGUCGCCUCCCUCUGGACUUCCACAGCAAUGACAUCCUGACUGAUGUCACAGAGUCAAGCUCAGUGGAUGUUCUGCUGACAAACCUCAUCAGGAGGAACCUGUUUCCCUCUGCUCGCCUCUGGAUCACCACACGACCUGCAGCAGCCAAUCAGAUCCCUCCUGAGUGUGUGGACAUGGUGACAGAGGUCAGAGGCUUCACUGACCCUCAGAAGGAGGAGUACUUCAGGAAGAGAUUCAGAGAUGAGGAGCAGUCCAGAAGAAUCAUCUCCCACGUGAAGACAUCACGAAGUCUCCACAUCAUGUGUCACAUCCCAGUCUUCUGCUGGAUCACUGCUACAGUUCUGGAGGACGUGUUGGACACCAGACACACACCAGAGCUGCCAGAGACCCUGACUGAGAUAUACAUCUACUUCCUGUUGGUUCAGUCCAGAGUGAAGAAGAUCAAGUAUGAUGGAGGAGCUGAGACAGAUCCACUGUGGAAUCAAGAGAACAGGGAGAUGAUUGUGUCUCUAGGAAAACUGGCUUUUGAGCAGCUGCAGAAAGGGAACCUGAUCUUCUAUGAAGAGGACCUGACAGAGUGUGGCAUCGAUAUCAGAGCAGCCUCAGUGUACUCAGGAGUCUUCACACAGAUCUUUAAAGAGGAGAGAGGACUCUACCAGGACAAGGUCUUCUGCUUCGUCCAUCUGAGUGUUCAGGAGUUUGUGGCUGCUCUUUAUGUCCAUCUGACCUUCAUCCAGUCUGGAGUCAAUCUGCUGUCCAUAAAACAAACAACAUCCAGAAAAAUUAAAAUAUUUAAACAGAAACCUGAACUAACAUCUCUCCAUCAGAGUGCUGUGGACGAGGCCUUACAGAGUCCAAAUGGACACCUGGACUUGUUCCUGUGCUUCCUUCUGGGUCUUUCCCUGCAGACCAAUCAGACUCUCCUACGAGGCCUGAUGACACAGACAGACAGAAUCUCAGAGACCAAUCAGGAGACAGUCAAGUACAUCAAGAAGAAGCUCAAUAAGAAACUGUCUGCAGAGAGAAACAUCAAUCUGAUCCACUGUCUGAAUGAACUGAAGGAUUGUUCUCUACUGGAUCAGAUCCAACAGCUCCUGAACUCUGGACGUCUCUCUGAACGCGGUCUGUCUGGUUCUUACUUAUCAGCUCUGGCCUUCAUCUUACUGUCCUCAGAUCAACACCUGGACGUGUUUGACCUGAAGAAAUAUGAACCUUCACAUGAGGCUCUUCUGCUGCUGCUGCCAGUGAUCAAAGAAUCUAAAAAAGUUUUGUUAUCUGGCUGUAAUCUGUCAGAGAGAAGCUGUGAAGUUCUGUCUUCAGUUCUCAGCUCUCAGUCCUCCAGUCUGACAGAACUGGACCAGAGUCAGAACCGGCUGCAGGAUUCAGGAGUGAAGCUGCUGUCUGCUGGACUGGAGAGUCCACACUGUCACCUGGAGACUCUCAGGCUGUCAGGCUGUCUGAUCACACAUGAAGGCUGUGCUUCUCUGGCCUCAGCUCUGACCUCCAACCCCUCCCAUCUCAGAGAGCUGGACCUGAGCUACAACCAUCCAGGAGACUCGGUCAAGCUGCUGGAUCCACUCCGGACUCUGGACUCUCUCAGGGUGGAUCCUGGUGGAGUCCGAUGGCUGAGACCAGGUCUGAGGAAGUAUUUCUCUGAACUCUUUCUGGAUCCAAACUCAGCGAACAGAAAACUCAAACUGUCCGAAAACGACACAAAGGUGGAACGUGUGGAAGAGGAUCAAUCAUAUCCUGAUGAUCCAGACAGAUUUGACCUUUGCCCUCAGGUCCUGUCUUCAACUGGUCUGACUGGUCGCUGUUACUUGGAGGUCGAGUGGAGACGAGGCGUUUGUAUAUCAGUGACUUACAGAAGAAUCAGAAGGAAAGGAGACACUUUGGACUGUGUCUUUGGAUGUAAUGAUCAGUCCUGGAGUCUGAUCUGCUCCGAUGGUCUUCGUUACUCUGUCUGUCACAAUAACAGACGAACACUCCUUCCUCGCUGCCCUUCCUCUCACAGGGUCUCGGUGUUUGUGGACUGUCCUGCUGGCACUCUGUCCUUCUAUGAAGUCUCCUCUGACUCUCUGAUCCACCUCCACACCUUCUGCUGCACGUUCACUGACCCUCUGUAUGCUGGGUUCAGGUUGGGGCUUGGGGACCUCUUCCGUUUAGUGUCCAGGUUUGUGUUUGGGCCUGGUUCUGUUUCCUCUGCGUCUCUGUGUGGACUGUAGGACAGAGAGUCUCCUCCUGUGGACUUGAUCUCUAACAUGAGCGUUUGUACAGUAAAUGUCCAGCGGGUUUGAUUUUGAAGUCUGUGGUUGUAAAUUUGCCUGUAAACUAACAUGAUCGACUGUUUGUUUGUUCAAAGAAGCAAACAAUAAACAGAGUCCACUUAUUGUGAGCAUGUGUAAACAGAAUAAAUCAACAUAUUGAUCAGGUAUCUAUCACACAGUCUGAAAUACUCAAGUUACUUACAUUCAUUUAUCUUCAGUUAAUCAGUUCCUAACAGCUCCUUCAGUCAGUCGUGCCGUUUGGGUUUUUGAUGACUGAUAUCAUGUUAAACUGAAUGUUCAUGUUUGUGAAUCACAUGUUUGAUCACUUUAAAUUUGAAUUAAAAUAAAACUCAAACCUUCAUGUAAGAAAUCACAAAUAGUCAGUUACACUUUUUGUCCAACUUGUCCUUUUUCUGGUGUUGAGC
This is a messenger RNA of Thalassophryne amazonica, 4373 nucleotides long. RefSeq names its product NLR family CARD domain-containing protein 3-like. Gene Ontology annotation, molecular function: protein binding. Bases 91 to 3906 code for a protein of 1271 amino acids. Lineage: Eukaryota; Metazoa; Chordata; Actinopteri; Batrachoidiformes; Batrachoididae. The transcript has 16 exons. The record is from RefSeq and is a predicted model, not a curated record.